GCCUUGUCGGAGGGGCGGGGCUUCGGCGCCGGAAGUGGCGUGAGCCCCGCCCAGGGUGCUGUUGGCGGUUUGAAGUUGGUUGAAAAUGGCGGAGGAAACACGUUCGGAGCUCGAGAAACUGCAAGAUGAAGGACUAGAAGAGAAGGAAGAGAAAACUGUGAAAACUAAGACUGUUUCUUCCAGUAAUGAAGGAGAAAGUUCAUCUCGAAGUGCAGAGAAAAGAGCAGCUGAAGAGAAAAAUCAAGAUGAUUCUGCUUCCGGGGAUGCAAACAACAAACCUACCCCUGCAAAAGUUUCCAAAAUUGGAUUUUCAAUAGGAAGUAUGACCGUAAAGAAACCAGCCCCAAUAUCCAUCAAAUUAGGAGCAAAUAAACCUAAAGAAAGUCCACCUGUUUUAGCUCCAAAGAAACCAUCAGUUGCAGCUGUAUUCAAUGAAGAUGAAGAUAGUGAACCAGAGGAAAUGCCUCCUGAAGCAAAAAUGCGCAUGAAGAAUAUGGGACGAGAAACACCAACGUCAGCAGGACCAAAUUCUUUCAACAAGGGAAAACAAGGCUUUUCUGACAACCAGAGGUUAUGGGAGCGGAAAAUGAAAAGUCAGCUGCGGAACUUUGGAGAUGAGGACUAAAUUGAAAAGGCAGAGUUGUGAGCUGCGGGAAGUGGAGAAGAAUUGUAGGGAUUGAGAUGCAUUCUAGAUUGCUUUGAAAUGGAAACUAUUUUCAGUGAUGUGUAUAAUGUAUACUUAAAGACUUUCUCACUAUAACUUGUAAUGAGUGCAAUGUGUUUAGUAAACAGUAGAUAACCCCCUCAGAGAAAUUUCAUUCAGAAAUAUUCAACACAGAAGUUGCCAUUUAGAUCUUUCAUCUCUAUUAGCUAUCCUUGAUUAUUUUUAGUGUGCCACUGUGGCUAUUUCAUUUGGAAUCCUGUAAAGUAACGUAUCUACAUAUCAGUUAAAAAUAGGAAAGGAAAGUUCUGUUAAAUUUCACACCAUUGAAAAGUACAUGGUCAUUAAUUGUUUAGCUCCUGAAAACUGUUUCACAUUUUAUAAUAGGAGAGUAGUUUUGGUUUAAGUAAAUUUCAUGUUACUGAAGAAAUUUAAAACCUACCAGAAUUAUUUCAAGACUUAGAUUUUCAAUGUCACACCUUCUUCCAGCAAAGGCAUGAGGUAUUUCUAGGUUGUAUAUAAACUCAAGUGGGAAUAAUUUAACUUACCAAGCAACUUUGCCAGCAAUGUAGCACAGGCAAUCGGUGUGUAUGGAGUGGCAAGGACAACCUAUAUCCUAUAUCUUCAUUCCCAUUGAUAUUCCAAAUACUGAACUUGUUUAUUGCAGAUUAUUAUUAAUGGAGUCAUGCUGUUAUGAAAAUAUGAUAUAGCUCUCAAAAUUUGGCAUGCUACAUUAGAGUGUGGUAAGUACUUCACUUCUAUUCCCAAAAGAUGUGUCCAAUAAAUAAUAGUUGACAGCAACUGUAGAAGUACAGAUUUGGUAUGAAUUAGAAAGCUCAACCUGUACUUAACUGAGGUGGUUGUAUUUGCACCGUCCAGCCACAGCUUCAUUGAAAUUCUCAUUGUCUAUUCUUGGGCUUUGCAAGUCUUGUAUAUUAGUUCUUCUGUACGACCACGAUAAAUAAUAAAUUCUAAUCUGGGAUUUGUUCCUGUUCCCAA
Rhincodon typus (whale shark) is the source of this 1660-nucleotide messenger RNA. RefSeq names its product PEST proteolytic signal-containing nuclear protein. Gene Ontology annotation, cellular component: nucleus. The record is from RefSeq and is a predicted model, not a curated record. Gene Ontology annotation, biological process: proteasome-mediated ubiquitin-dependent protein catabolic process; protein ubiquitination. NCBI's taxonomy places the organism in Eukaryota, Metazoa, Chordata, Chondrichthyes, Orectolobiformes, Rhincodontidae. Bases 86 to 625 code for a protein of 179 amino acids. The transcript has 5 exons.